Molecule: messenger RNA, 240 nt
Organism: Microbotryum saponariae
Lineage: Eukaryota; Fungi; Basidiomycota; Microbotryomycetes; Microbotryales; Microbotryaceae
Source: the annotation of a GenBank genome assembly
AUGGUAGACGACGUUCACGCUGGGCCGGACUGUCACGCUCACAGUCGGGUCUGUGAGGAAUCCACUCUCCGCUCGGCUCAGGACUUAGGCGCGCGGAGCGAACCGGGCGCGGACUUAGGCGCGCGGAGUGAGCCGGGCGCCCCGGCCCAGGACUUAGGCGCGCGGAGCGAGCCUGGGCCAUUGGCUCAGCCCCAGGCUCGCUGGCUGUGGACUUGGGGCGCGCGGGUCUCUUAUUGUUAG